This is a messenger RNA of Acipenser ruthenus (sterlet), 2162 nucleotides long. Its product is annotated as protein eva-1 homolog C-like. NCBI's taxonomy places the organism in Eukaryota, Metazoa, Chordata, Actinopteri, Acipenseriformes, Acipenseridae. The transcript is spliced from 8 exons. The coding region runs from base 155 to 1603 and encodes 482 amino acids. Gene Ontology annotation, molecular function: carbohydrate binding. The record is from RefSeq and is a predicted model, not a curated record.
UGUUCCAUUUCUUCUGUGUGUAAGAGGGACUGAUGAAUUGGAUCAACCUUGCUUGUUAUCAGCAAUGGGGUUGGAUAUCACACUGGAAAGUAGACCACCCAUAGGAGCUACCGUUUAAACCUUCAAAAUAUAGAAAACGAAAAGAACUUCAUACAUGAUUUUAAGGAUGUUUGCCCCAGAUGUGUCUUCCUCAGCUUUGAAUUGCACACUUGUCUUGGGAAUAACUUGUUUGACUGUCUUCAGCAACUUUGCCAAAAGUUCUUCAGACUUCUCAGGUUACCUGUCCAAAGUGUUGAGGAAUUACACAGGGCAUGCUUGUGAUGGGGAGUACAUCUCUGUGCGGUGCCCUCACCGGACUACCAUCAGCAUCCAGGCUUCCUUUUAUGGCAGGAGGAUGCCAAGCCAUCAAAUGUGCCCGUCCCAUUAUCCACAUUCCAACACAGAGCUAUUCAAGGAAGACACAUCCUGUUCAACUGUUACCUCACUUCAGAAAAUGCUGGAUGAGUGCCAGGACAGACGAAGCUGCCAGCUUCUUGUCAACAGCAGGCUCUUUGGGGUGGAUCCCUGCCCCAGCACCAGCAAAUACCUCACUGUGUGGUACAAAUGCCGACCAAAUGAAUACAAGAGUAAAGUUGCAUGUGAAGACGACAAGUUGAAGCUGAGCUGCAAACAAAGCAUGGUGAUAGCGAUCUACUCAGCCAUCUUUGGAAGGUCACAGGAGGGUAGCUUGGAGUGUCCGUAUCAGAACACUGGGGUUCCAGCUGUAGAAUGCCAGUCAGGCACUGCCCUGCAGAUCAUGACGAGUCGUUGCCAUGGGAAGAGAAGCUGCAGUGUGUAUGCUAGAUCGCAUGCAUUUGGGGACCCGUGUUACCCUGGCGUUCGCAAGUACCUCAAUGUCAUUUACACCUGUGUGCCAAAGAAACUGUUGGAAGGAGCCAACCCCAAGCCGACAAAGUACCACAGUCUGAGCUACCCUCAGCCGCCUAGAUCACAUGACCCAAAUAUUAUAGGAGAUGGAGUGUUUCCUGAUGGCCCACCGAUUAUAACAACGGAUACACUGUCAGAGAAAAAGAAGACAGGAGGGGUAUCUGGGUUCUACCCCAUGGAAGAGAAGUACUCGCUGGUCCCUUUGGAUGAAAAACCUAGACAGAUGAUAAACAGCAGCAUGGAGUCGAAGCCUAUCAGCACAGAGAUGGCACUGCUAAGCAACAUCCUUGCUGCCUAUUCUUUUAUCUUGGAAAACCCUGAGCGAGCAGCCUUGUACUUUGUGUCCGGCAUCUGCAUUGGCCUCAUCUUGACGCUGUGCGCUCUGGUGGUGCAGAUUUCCUGCAGGACAGACUGCAAAGCCUCCCCUGCCAAGAAGCCUCAGAAGAACGAGGUCAGUGACAGCGACAGCAGCGACAGCGACUGGGACACCACCUCGGACCUGUCUGCACGGCGGCACCGGCGCUUCGAGAGGACUUUGAACAUGAACGUUUUUACUUCAGCAGAGGAGCUGGAGCGAGCGCAGAGGCUUGAGGAGCGAGAACGGAUAAUCCGGGAGAUCUGGAUGAACGGACAGCCGGAUAUCCCAGGCACCCGCAGUUUGAACCGUUAUUACUAGUGAUGGGAUUAGUGUUACUCUUAUAAUGGACCUGCUGCUUUGGGCUUGGGAGUAAUAGCAGUUUGCCAGGCCUUAACAAGUUUUUAGGGCAUUAAAUAGGGGAAACUAACUUGCUCCGCUCAGUGAGAAUAAGCUUUUCAGCAAGUGAAGCUGGAGAUUGAUAAUCACUGUUUAUUCAAAUAAAGUUCUAUAUGAGAACCAAUAGCUACUCACAGCACUGACUGUGUUGCCUGUUUAUUAACAAAGUCUGUGAGGUCUUAGGAAUUCCAGCCAAAAUUAUAAAACCAGUGAAAUAUGAAAAUGGCAACAGCAACAGUGCAAGCACUUUUGUGCUUGGAGAAAAUAUGGUGUUGAAUUGCUAUAACAAUGGAAGAGGAAGCUUUUUGCUCACAGUGCACAGAUCUCUUUGAACCAAUGCCCAUGGCAUGAUGUAUAAAGGAUGUUUCAUGGACCCCCCACAUCCUAACAGACAGACAUUUGGGACACUAUAAUACUUAUCCAAAAAUGUUGUAAAAUCAUCUCAGCCCUUAGACAUUAUAAAAUAUAUUUUAUUAUUUAA